This is a messenger RNA of Peromyscus maniculatus bairdii (prairie deer mouse), 1000 nucleotides long. RefSeq names its product olfactory receptor 8K3-like. Lineage: Eukaryota; Metazoa; Chordata; Mammalia; Rodentia; Cricetidae. The record is from RefSeq and is a predicted model, not a curated record. Gene Ontology annotation, cellular component: membrane. Gene Ontology annotation, molecular function: olfactory receptor activity; G protein-coupled receptor activity. Gene Ontology annotation, biological process: G protein-coupled receptor signaling pathway.
AGAGCCACAGUGGGAAAUGAAGACAAGAGUUUCACAACAGAUUUUGCAAUAAACCCUGAUGGAGACCCACAACUUUACUGUGGUGACUGAGUUCAUCCUGAUGGGCAUCACUGACCACCCUGAGCUGCAAGCACCAUUAUUUGGACUGUUCCUCAUCAUCUAUUUUAUCACACUGGUUGGCAACUUGGGCAUGAUCAUCCUUACCAUGGUGGAUUCCCAGCUGCAAACACCCAUGUACUUCUUUCUCAGACACCUUGCUAUCACUGAUCUUGGUUAUUCAACUGCUGUGGGACCCAAAAUGUUAAGAAAUUUUAUUGUAGAUAAAAAUAUAAUAUCAUUUUAUUUUUGUGCUACUCAGUUGUCUUUCUUUAGUAUGUUCAUUGUUAGUGAAUUUUUUAUUCUUUCUGCAAUGUCUUAUGACCGAUAUGUAGCUAUCUGCAAACCACUCCUCUACAAUGUCAUUAUGUCACAAAAAGUAUGUUGGGUCCUGGUGGCAAUCGCAUACAUUUACAGUGUAUUUGUUGCUCUCAUGGUCACCAUAAAUAUUUUCUCUUCCUCCUUCUGUGGACACAAUGUUAUCAGUCAUUUCUACUGUGAUAGUCUCCCAUUGAUAUCUCUGCUCUGCUCAAAUAAGGAGGAAAAUGAAAUGAUAAUUUUAAUCUUAUCAAUUAUUGACUUGAUUUCUUCUCCACUUAUCAUCCUUGCAUCCUAUCUGCUCAUUCUCAGAGCUAUCCUCAGGAUGAACUCAGCUGAGGGCAGAUGCAAGGCUUUCUCCACCUGUGGGUCCCACCUGACAGUGGUCACUGUCUUCUAUGGGACUUUGAUAUUUAUGUAUGUGCAACCUAAGUCCAGUCACUCCUUCAACACUGACAAAGUGGCUUCCAUCUUUUAUACCCUAAUUAUCCCUAUGUUGAAUCCCUUGAUCUACAGCUUGAGGAACAAAGAUGUAAAACAAGCCCUUAAAAAGACAAGAAAAAGAAUACAAAAUAUCUUCUCCUAA